AUGGAAUGCUCGAGCACCCUGGGUCGCUGUGCCGGCUGGCUGUGUGGAAAAACGGGUUUUGCCAGUCCGGGUGAAAAUAACAACGCCGCCGUCGCAGGACACAACACUUCGAACGGCGAUCGGCCCGCUAGUCCUGUAAUAGAAAUUAUGCAUGGUCCGGGGCCUAGUCCGGGUAGUUCUGGAUCUUGUGAUGACAGUCAGCCACCGCUCAAGAAUUGCUAUCGACUCGUAAUGCUUGGGUCAGCAAGAGUAGGAAAAACAUCAUUAGUUUCACGGUUUCUUGGUGGUAAAUUUGAUGAAUGUUACACGCCUACUAUAGAAGACUUCCAUAGGAAAUUGUACCGGAUACGAGGAGAAGUGCACCAGCUGGAUCUCUUGGACACUUCCGGGAACCAUCCAUUUCCUGCGAUGAGGCGACUCUCAUUUCUAACCGGUAAAGGAUAA
Ctenocephalides felis (cat flea) is the source of this 444-nucleotide messenger RNA. Its product is annotated as dexamethasone-induced Ras-related protein 1-like. Bases 1 to 444 code for a protein of 147 amino acids. Gene Ontology annotation, molecular function: GTPase activity; GTP binding. Lineage: Eukaryota; Metazoa; Arthropoda; Insecta; Siphonaptera; Pulicidae. The record is from RefSeq and is a predicted model, not a curated record. The transcript has 2 exons.